AUGGGGGUGGAUGCAGAAUUGUUGAAGAAAAUUGUGGCCUUCUGGCUAUGGUUAGAGUCCCAGGGAGUCAAAGAAAUUCUGAAAAAAGUAGGGUUUCAGGAUGACAAAACUGUUGCCCUAAUUAGCCUUGAGGCUGAGAUUGCACUAACUGCACUAGAAAACCACAAUUUACAAGAUCCCUCUUCUUCAAACAUUUGUUUACAUGUUACGUCUAAUGUAGUUUCCAAUGGUUCAAUUGUCCCUCUUGAAGAAAUUCUUGAAGACAAAAACAAGGCCUGGAGUGGGAUCUCCCAACUCUUGAAUGGAGUUUGCAGGAACAUUUGUUUUAGUGUUCUGGAAGAGCAACCGGAAAGGAGAACUUCCAAAUUGGUGGAAAUUGUGCACAGAUUAUUUCAACCAUUUGAGAACUCAGACGAAGAUCUAGGCACUGUUUCGAAGAGUGACUCGGAAUCGAGUUCUUUGGCGUCGUCUGGACUCAAUCCAUUGGCCGAGGAGUGGAGGCCGAAUUCGGAGGCAGAACGCUCUUUAUACGUAACCUUCUCACAUGGAUUCCCGCUUUCGCCAACACAAAUUUAUUUGUUUUUUACAUGGUUGUAUGGUGACUGUUUGGAAAAGGUUUAUGUUCAUCAUCCACGGAAUGCGGCUGGGCCACCGCAUUUUGGGAGGAUUAUGUUCAAAAGGUGGUGGCGGUGGUUACCGGAGUCAAUUUUAAUGGGACAAGAACAAGUUAGGUUCGACAAAGUAUUUGGGAGAUCUCUUUGGUGCAAGAAAUUUCGACCAAAGAACAACAGGAUAGACAAUGCCUAA
Molecule: messenger RNA, 807 nt
Organism: Olea europaea var. sylvestris
Lineage: Eukaryota; Viridiplantae; Streptophyta; Magnoliopsida; Lamiales; Oleaceae
Exons: 2
Coding region: 1-807 (268 amino acids)
Source: RefSeq, a predicted model, not a curated record